CUUAUCAGGGUAGUCCAAUUCCUUAUUGUGUGCUUGUCUAUAUUGUGCUUACACUGCUUAGUAUGCUUACAAUAUUGGAAAUCGUAUAUUUUGCUACUUGCUAGUUUAUAGACAAAACUCAAAAGUUGGAAUAAUUAAAAAUCCUGUUUGGUUACAUUGGACGUGACGUGCAAGCUACUUUGGAAUUACAAUGAUUAUUACUUAAAAGCUGUUAAAUAGGUGUUGAAUAAUAUCAAUAUAAUUUAUUUGGUAUCAAAGUACAACUUAGUGCAAAUAUAUAUUAUCAAUGGCUAAGGCGACGAAUAAGAUUUUACUGGGUUUCGUGGACGAACCGAUUACUGACAAUAAUUCUGACGAUUCAUACACGAUCAAUAAAAUUGGAGGAUUGCCCGAUUCAUCGAAUCAGGUUACUUUGCCUGAGUGUUCUCUGUGCGGUUUUCAAACGCCUCUCUUAGCUCAGAUCUACGCACCCCUUACCAAUUCUAAAUAUCAUCGAACGUUGUAUAUACACGCUUGUGUAAAUCCUGCGUGCUGGAACAAAUCCGAAAGUUGGCACUGCUUGAGAAGACAAUGGGUGGCUUUGGACAGCGAUGUCGAAACCAAACAAACUUCGACAUUUAUUGAGUGGUGCGACGAUGCAGAUGAUUGGGGCGACACACCUAUAGUCGAAGAAAAUGGAAACGUCAACGGUGUAAGUCAAGCAGCAGUUGAAUCAUGUGCAACGGCGAGUGCGGAAUUAGAAACUCCUGAUGGAGAUAACAAUGUCGUAGUCGAGAGUAUAGAAACUCCAGUCGUCGACGUUCUCCAGUUAUUGGAUACCAGAAAAGAAAUACCGGUUGCGUUCCACAAUGAUGUAAUGCAAUUUGAGCCUUUUUACAUAUCGGUGGCUUUUGAAGAAUCGACAGACACAAAGAAAGCAUUGACGGAAAAUACUUCAAAUAGUAUAAAAAAUAGUCAUAUGCUUGUCGAAGACAACAAUGAAGGAUACGAGAAAAGUGUACCCAUACACGGUGACAAAUUAUUUGAGUCGUUUUCUUCUGCAAUAAGAAAAACUCCUGGUCAAGUAUUAAGGUAUUGUCGAGAUGGAGGAAAACCAUUAUUUUUAUACGAACAAGAGGAACCACUGAAAUGUCGAAAUUGCCAGGGAAAAUUGAAGUUUGAACUACAAAUCCUUCCGUCGUUGAUUACGUAUUUAAAACUUAUGAUCGGAAAAGACCAACACGGGAGUGGCCACUUGGAAUUUGGAACUGCUUUAGUAUACACUUGUGAAAAAAGCUGUUGGACAGAAACAACGGAUACAUUUAAAUACGAAACAAUUUUAGUUCAAGAAGAAAAACUCUUUUAAACCUUGUUUCAGUUUGUUCCUAGUUACUAUUAUAGCACUAAUGAAACGUGAUAUUUCUAUAGCAUAAGUUAUUGAUUAAAAUAGGCACUAGCGUCCUAACUUUUUUAUUGUUGUUUAUUUGUUGCAGUUACUUAUGAAAUAUAUAAAUUAUGAAAAAAAGCAUAAAGUCAUUUUUUUACACCGUGAGUGAUUUAUUAUCUAAACAAAUUGUUUCACAGAAAAAAUAAUAUAGUAUUUCUAGAUAAUAAAUAUUGCCAAGUGACAAGAGACGAUUCUCCUAAUCAUUUCUUGAAACAUAACCGACUGUCGGAGAAAAACAUCAGCUAUGCUUUUGCAAUGUUGUUACACUAAACAAAGUACAAAACGACCAUUCGCCUGUUUAAUUUGUCAUCUAGAAUAAUUUUACACCGAGAUAUUUUUAUUUUAUUUUAAAGAAGUCGAUUAAAAUUGUACUUAGUUAAAAUGAUGAAUCGUAUAACUCGAAAGUAUAUUUUUAGUAACAAUCGCAUGUUAUUAUAUCAAUUUUCUUUUUUUAUUUAAA
Messenger RNA from Adelges cooleyi (spruce gall adelgid), 1886 nucleotides. RefSeq names its product programmed cell death protein 2-like (gene trus). Gene Ontology annotation, cellular component: cytoplasm. The transcript has 6 exons. The record is from RefSeq and is a predicted model, not a curated record. Lineage: Eukaryota; Metazoa; Arthropoda; Insecta; Hemiptera; Adelgidae. Bases 287 to 1345 code for a protein of 352 amino acids.